AACAAAAUGGCGUUUGAUUUGAGAAAGGAAGUCGAAGAACUCCGUAAAAGAGGCGCUUCUUUAGGGCUAAACCARGACGAUAUCGAUUAUGCAGUACUCAAAUCUCUUGGUGAAACCCCAGCUAGAUCUGAUGAAAAACCAAGCAAAAGUUCWUUCAAUUUUUGCAAGUUGAUCUUCMUAGUGAUGGCAACAAUGCUAUGYCUUUUGUUCCUGAUCAUUGGAGGCAUUUUUGUUGCAUCAGAGCAYGAUAAACGCUUUGGGCUGUGGAUUGGAAGAACCUUUGCAGACUUUACUUACCCCGCGGUCCGCGUCAUGAGACUGGUUGCUCUUCCUUUUCAUCGCUGGUUUGACAUUAGUCACAUGUACGCGUGGGAAUGUAUUGUAAAUAACCCUUCUUAUGAACCAGGUGGUCCUGAAUGUGAUAUAUGUGUCAAAGCCAAGCGAGUCCCAACAAAACURAGCAAUCUUCUUCCACAAGAGGACUUCAAGGAAAAGUUCUUUGAUCCUGGAUUUUCUGUCAUUGUUCGCAAUGUUUCUGGCUAUGGAGAUCAGGACCAUACUUAUGAGGAAUUCCUGGACCUCUACCAUGCUAAUAAAGCCAUUAUUGAGAAGGAUUCUUGUGAGUUCUAUAUUGGCGGAGAGAAUAGUACUGUGGGAAGUCUAGGCCAGCUGYUAGAGAAAUGGGAUCAUCAUAGACCAGAAGGCCACAUAGUUGGAUGGAAAUUAUGCUAUGGUAAAGGCUUUAGAGAAAUUAGAAAACUUUACCAAAGACCCUACUUUGUGCAUAGUGAAGGUGCUUUGGAGAAAAUGAUCCAUCUMUUGCAACCAUCAGGAGACUAUCCAGAGUCUGUUGAGCUUCCAAAUAAUUCAUUUGACAACGUUUGGUAUGCUCAAGUSGAUGGGUCAACAGAAGUAGUCCUUGCGCCRGUGGCAGAAUGUGCAGAYGAGUGCAAAACYCACACUGUCAACCUUAUAAAGGGGGAUGUCUUGUUCUUCACGCAGCAAAUCUGGAGGGCAACUUUCACCAACAGACAGCAAGUUCCAGCCAUGAUAUUUAUUUCUUCAUUUGCUUAACUUAGAAGCUAGUAAACUAAAGUAAACUGUAAAACUAGAAAGAUGUAAUAAUCAAUUUUAAAUUGUCUAAGAUGUUCAAAUAAAAAACAUGCAAAUAUAA
Messenger RNA from Exaiptasia diaphana, 1174 nucleotides. RefSeq lists its product as uncharacterized. NCBI's taxonomy places the organism in Eukaryota, Metazoa, Cnidaria, Anthozoa, Actiniaria, Aiptasiidae. The record is from RefSeq and is a predicted model, not a curated record. Bases 7 to 1074 code for a protein of 355 amino acids. The transcript is spliced from 6 exons.